AUGUACAAAAAAGUAAUAAUAUCGAUACUAUUAAAUUUAUCGAAUUUCUUGACAAAUUCUUAUUUACUCGUUGACACACAUUAUAUAAAAUCUAUGUUAGAUAGAAAUAAUGUUGUCAACAAAGGGCUUUGGGUUAGAAAUAGGGCAGAUAUAAAAAAUCCUAGGGAUUUUAUCUUUCGCGCGAAUUCGCUAGAUGUCGAUAGUGUGCUACAGAAUAAUUUCGAUGCGUUUGGAGAUAAUAAUGUUCAAAAUUCACCGUUUCUUACUAGCUACGUUGAAAGGAACAAAAGGUCGCUGAAUCACAUAUCCACUACACCAUCUUAUAUAAAAAGGGAUAUCAAUAAUACUGUAGUUAUACCCAGACGCAAACAUAAUUACAAAUACGAAUUGAUAAAAGAUUCUGAAUAUAGAGAAAUUAAUAACACAGAUGUAAGCAAAAAGGAUUUAUUUAGAAGCGUUUUCGAUAAAGAGGAUAUAGCGUGGCAGAAUUCCGCUCCAAUAUCAAACACCAAUGCUUAUAAGGUAAUACCAAAAUCGCAAGAAAAUAUAAAGAAUAAACCUAUAACAGAGCGAGGUAUUAUCAAGGUACUGUCUAUACUGACUAAAACUUUCAAGAAAAUAAUGAAACAACAUAAUGAUAUUAAGAGAAUCCACAAAAAAUUGAAUAAUCUUAGUGAUAAUUUUGUCAAAAAUGUCGAAGAAUUAACAAAUAAAUUUGAAGAUUUCGAUUCAAAAUAUUCUCAAAUAAUGAAAGUCGAUCAAGAGUUGAAACAAGUCCUCGCAAUAUUAAAAGACAAGGAACACAACUUUCUGGUCAAAGAAAAGGAAAUGACGAAAAAUUUAAUUGAAUUCGAAAAUCAACAGAAGAAAUUCUUAGCGCAACAAAAACAGUUCUACAAUAUACAGAAUCUAAUGUUAGCGCAAAAUGAAAAGAUAAAUUUAAAACAGAACAUUAUAGCCAAAACCCAAAGCGAGAUAUCGCAUCGACAGAACAAUUUCGCCCGCAUCUUAAAAAAAGCUAAACAAAUUUAUAUUGAUACUAAAAAUUCUCCUAACAAAUUAGAUGCAAGUAUAACUAAAACAAAAGUUGGUUUAGUUAAGGAAAAAAUUGAACCAGCAAAUGAUGCAACAACAGUGCCUACAACAGAAUCAGUAAAAAUUAAUCUAUUCGCAAUACCUACAACGAGCGGUAUUAAAAAUCAGGAUCAAAUAUUAAUGAAAGAAAAAGAUGAACAUACAAUUGACGAUCUGAUAUUAAAGUAUUACUUUAACAAUACAUUUUUGGAUGCAAUUAUGAAAAGCAAGAUACUUUCCGCUUUUUUGAAUGAGGAAACCCCCAAAAAUACUAAGAAAAUUAAAAGAAAUCAAAUAAAAUUGAAUUCUACAAUACUCUUACCUGUCAAUAAACUUAAAAAAGGUAUUAAUAUAGAAAACAAAAUGAGGCAAAGAAGAUGGAUCAAACGAACUAAGAAAAACGUACACAAGAACGUUAAAAUCACAACAUCGAUACCAAAAACAAAUAUUAAAGAAAAUAUUGUGGAAACCGGAAACGCGGUACCAAUAAAUAAAAUAAUUUCAAGAACCGAAAAAGGCGAUCCAUUUAUGGCUAUGGCUUUAAGUUUUUGCAAAGAAAUAGGUCAAGAUAAUAGUUUACAAUCUAUUAAUUGGUGCGUCGAGAAGACGCUGAGAAGACUACAAGUAAUAGGCUUGAAAAUGGCGUCAAUCACGCCACCUUUAAAUCUGACGGAAAAACAAAAUAGUUCACAAAACGGUACUUUAACAACUUCAAGAACAGUUAUUGAAAAAAUGUCUGUUUUAGAUAAUGAUGAACUGGAGAAUAAGCUAAAAGAAUACGAACUGCAGCCAGAUCCCGAAGGCACCGUGUAUUACGAUGGCAGCUUGCAUUCCAGCGACCUUGGACCAGAUAGUGAUGGCUUCUCAGACAUAAUGCCAGGACUGGAUAGUGACUCGAGGGUUCAAGUGGAUCCAAUUGCACUUGACCUUCAAUCACAAAGAAGAGCUAGUGUUAGAAAAAUAAACGAAAGGAUACUUAAAAUGAAAUUUGGUUGAUUUGGAAAUAACCCAUUACAGUUUAUAUUAUAUUGAACAAUAUUUUUUUUUAAUCUGUAUAAUAAAUGGUAUGCUUAUAUUAAA
Melitaea cinxia (Glanville fritillary) is the source of this 2154-nucleotide messenger RNA. Its product is annotated as merozoite surface protein 1-like. The record is from RefSeq and is a predicted model, not a curated record. The transcript has 7 exons. NCBI's taxonomy places the organism in Eukaryota, Metazoa, Arthropoda, Insecta, Lepidoptera, Nymphalidae. Bases 1 to 2070 code for a protein of 689 amino acids.